This is a messenger RNA of Lactuca virosa, 2327 nucleotides long. The record is from the annotation of a GenBank genome assembly. Lineage: Eukaryota; Viridiplantae; Streptophyta; Magnoliopsida; Asterales; Asteraceae.
AGGUUCAUCACUAAUCAUCAAGAGUAUUGAUUGUAUAUGAUAAAUAAAAAAAAAUGAAGAAAACACACACCAGUGUGAAAACCAUGAAUGUUUGUCUCUCCUCCAUUGGCCCCACCCAUCUAAUCUCCUAAUUCUGUCCUUUCUUUUCUCCAUUCUCUUUCUCUCUCCUCCCAAAACAAAAGCCCCACCUCUCUCUUCGUUCCAUUGCAAAUUCCCUUUGAUAACAGUUAACCAGUGUGUGUUGCUGGUCUUUAUUUCGCUCUUAUAAGAAACCCCCUUUUGAGUUUUGCCAAUCCCAAACCCAAAUAGAUAUAUACCCUUCUUUUCAAACUCAGUUUUUGUUCUAGAAUCCGAAAAAGGGUCCGAAUAAAAUGACCCAAUUGGAAUUGUUGAAGAAAUUCAAGAAAUUGAAGCCUUCUGAACUUGGCUGUUUCUGCAUCAGUCUUUGCUUCAUCGUGUGCCUCUUUUUCUUGGAUUAUCGGUCCUUGAGCAAAGUGUUCAGGGUUCGUGGGCACCAUGGGUUGGGUCUGUGGUCUGGGUUAAGUGCGUCUAGUUCUUCGAGACGAGAUCUUUCUGGGUUUCUUGAAAUGGGUCAUGGUGAAAACUGUAACAUAUUUGAUGGUAAUUGGGUGUGGGACGAGAGUUAUCCACUUUAUGAUUCUAAAGAUUGUCUGUUAUUAGAUGAUGGUUUUAGGUGUUCUGAAAAUGGAAGAGUUGAUAGUUUCUACACCAAGUGGCGAUGGCAACCCAAAGAUUGUAACUUACCCAGAUUCGAUGCAAAAACUAUGUUGGAAAGGCUAAGAAACCGUAGGCUAGCAUUCGUUGGUGAUUCGAUUGGGAGAAAUCAAUGGGAAUCCCUUCUGUGUUUGUUAUCUUCUGCUGUUACAAACGCAUCUUCAAUAUAUGAAGUCAACGGGAGACCAAUCACGAAACACAUGGGGUUUUUGGUGUUCAGAUUUUUGGAUUUUAAUUGCACAAUCGAGUAUUACAGAGCUCCAUAUCUGGUGUUACAGAGCAGACCACCUCCUGGAUCACCAAAACAGGUGAGAACCACUUUGAAGCUUGAUAAAAUGGAUUGGAGUGCUGCAAAAUGGAAAAACGCGGAUGUGAUUGUAUUCAACAGUGGCCAUUGGUGGAAUAUUGAGAAAACUACACGCGAGGGGUGCUACUAUCAAGAAUCCGGAGAUGUGAAAAUGAAUAUGACCAUAGAAACCGCAUACAAAAAAUCGAUUGAAACGGUUUUGAACUUUAUAAGUAAAGAAGUAGACACGAACAAGACACAAGUCAUCUUCCGGGGGUUUUCUCCGGUGCAUUUCAGGGGCGGUGAUUGGAAAUCCGGUGGUAGCUGCCACCUCGAGACACUGCCGGACUUGAGUUCAUCCCCGGCUUCAUCGGGCACCAUGUUUUUCACAAAUAUUUUCGGUUCGGUGUUAUCGGAACAUGAACACGGGAAUGAGACAUUAGAGUUAUUGAAUGUGACAUACAUGUCAUCAAAGCGAAAAGAUGGUCAUGCAUCUCUAUAUUAUUUGGGCCCACAAUACGGUGGACCCGCACCUUUACGUAAGCAAGACUGCAGCCAUUGGUGCUUACCUGGUGUCCCGGAUUCUUGGAACGAGCUUCUCUAUGCAGUCUUUCUCAAACGAGAAUACUCCCUUGCUGGGAAUUUCACUGCCGCCACCACCCCGUCUUUGAUAUGAUCAAUGGUGGGGAAACCAAUGUUGCCUCUUAUGAAUUUAAAAAUGGAAGCUUUGAGGUGAUAGUGAAAUGGGCUUGCGGAGGCAGUGGACAUGGCGGUUUCUGAUUGCCGGUGGCGGCAGGAUUCUAUGAUGAAGAUUGUGGUGGUGGUUGAAUGGGCUGAGACGGGCGGUUGAAGGGGGAAUUGUUUUUGGGAUUCAGUGCAAAUUGCAUUGAUGAGAAGAUUGAUGUGUAAAGAACUAAAGAUUGAGGGGGAGAUUUUUGAAUAUACAUAGUGGGGGGGCGGGUAAAUACCGAAAUUGAAUUGAAUAACAAAAUAUAUAAUAUACAUAGUUGGGGGCAAUAUUUGGGUGUUUUGUAAAUGUGGGCGACUCGUUUGCAAUUUAAUGUUUUUUUUUUUACUGUAAAGGACUAAAGGUACAACUUAUAUUUGCAUGCAGUACGAGCCGAAAGUUAUAAAAUUAAGUUCACGUGACAUGUAACCUUUUUUGGAGGAUGGUUAGGCCGUUUCGAUUGGGCCAAAACAUGUUUUAACUUUUUAGGGAAAUUUUUUGGGAAAAAAAAAACAAGAAGUUCGAUAGUCGAUAAUGACUAGUGAGGUGCUAGAACAUUUUGUCCUUUUCUGUAAACGG